Messenger RNA from Chara braunii, 1938 nucleotides. Lineage: Eukaryota; Viridiplantae; Streptophyta; Charophyceae; Charales; Characeae. The record is from the annotation of a GenBank genome assembly.
GUAAGCUUGUGUAUCAUCUCUUUCGUUGCGGGGCUCAUGUACUCGAGAAAUCAGAGUGGAAAGGCCGGCAGUCGACGUGGCAAGUGGUCUAAUUGCGGUCGCUAUUGGAUGGAGCGUACGAGCGGAAACCAGUACGCGCAACAUGCUGGACCCAGCGUACCAUAUCCGGUUGUUGCGGGCCCGGCUGCGCACCCAGCACCACCGGGCGUGCUUCCUCUAUACUACGCUGGUGGGCAGGUGCAUGCACCACCAGAAACUCAUGUGCCACCAGCUCCUGCUCCUGUUCCGACAACAACUCCUGGUCCUAUGCAGUACGAACCAGUACUCAACCAGUGGAGCCCGCAACCUUGGGGUCUACCCCAGCAGCAGCCUGCCCCUUGGCUAGGCAACGCACCAUGGAUGGGGAGCGUACCAUUCACACAGAUGUCUGCAGCAGUACAACCUGUUCAACAGCCUGCUCAGAUGGCGAUUCAGCCGCAGCAGCCUCCCGCAGUUCAACCAAACCCACACGGCUUUCACGGUGGGCAUGGUGGUAGCUCGGCGUCAAGUGGAGGGGGCAAAGGCCCGACCGUGAACAAUUUUCCCGGACCUGGUAAUCGGGCGUACUUCACCAAAGAGUACAUGGAGAUAUUGGAGAACAUCAAGUCCAACAAAGCAAUCGAUGCAGCCAAGAAGAAACUCGUCGGACCAAGAAUUGGACUUGUCAAGCGGAGCGGUACCCGGAGCAUCGAACCUCCUGAUGAAGGCAGCGGAGACGGUGCUCGCUCUGAAAAAAGCGAUGAGAUGAAAGCGUGGGUUACCACCACGUUGGGGGACUCUUUGAAACUCAUUAACUCGAAACUUGAUGAUGUGGACAAGAAGUCUAAGCUGGACGCUACGGAGCGAGAGGAGUUGGAACGCCUCCGACGGGAAGUGCAAGGCGGGAAUAAGGAACUUUCGAGUAAUGAGAAACGCAAGAGAAGUGACGUCCGCACUCCGAUGGAGAACUCUCCGUCGACAGCACGUGCCAAGCCAAGGUCUAAGGGCAGUUCGAAAACCAAGCCUAAGCGCAUCGAGCUAUCCGAUGACGAAGGACCAUCAGGCACUAAGCAAAACCUGCAAUCCAAGCUCGAAAGCACAAACAACGAACUAUCUGACAUUAAGCGGAUGCUUGCAGCACUUAUGUGCGGCCUGCCUGAUCCGAAAGGGAAGGCAAAAGUGGUCCUGCGAGAAGGGAAAGAACGGCAGGAGGAAGACGAUCUCGAAGAUGGGGACGUAGCUCAGAAUGCUCAAGUUAACGGGGAUGAGGAAGAUCCCGACGAGGACGGAUUUGCUGCGUACAUGAAGGUGCGCGCAAAGUACUAUGGGUCCCUACACUACACACAAGUACAGGCGUUGUGCAGAGAACGUGACGUUGAGUACUUCAAGAAGGAUGUUGCAGUCUGGGAACUCGCGAGACAAGACUUGCAAGAGUAUGCCGACUCACUGCGGGAGGAACGGGGAACUCGAGUGGGCGAUAAAUCUCGGAAAAAGGAAACUCCUUUGGAAAUCGACCGCGAUGAUGGCGACCUCGAUGAUGGCGGUGACGAUCAAGACACUGUGAAGGGAAACUAAUCCUUGGUAGUAUCUGAUCGAUUCGUCGCGCUGUCUCUCGAAUUAUCAGUGCAAAAAUGAUUUUCUAUCCAACGCUGUUUAACCUGCUCGAACGCAUUCAGGUGCUCUUAAUUAUCUUAGCAUGUUUAGAAGGCUAUGUGCGUUGGGGGCGAACUUACGUUCGCUUUUGGUUUCGCCUUAACCAUGAUGAAUGGAGUAGACUGAUUGACGCACACAGUUGCGUCUAUGCACUAUUGUCAGUUAAUCAUAAACUUGUGUAUGUGGUAAGACGGCUAGAUCCCUUCGUGAGCGCUGGUCUGAACACUGUCGUGCCGUAUGUGGGAAUAGUAAACAAAAGGUUCAUUC